UUUUGAAUGCAAGGCUCUUUCAAUUGCCAAGUCUUGGUCAUAAUGCUAUUCGUGGCCAAAUCAUCAUGAUCAUAGCGUAACGAAGAUGGACUGGAAGGAUUUAGCAAGUAAUAGUUAGGUCAUUUACUGGGAAUAAGAAGCCUAGCCUGGCCUGACGUGUACUUCGCCUUAUAAAAGGUUGGAAGUCUUCAAAGCGCUCGAGGUAAAUUUGUAUGCAGCUCCUGAACUGUGGAAAUUUUGAAAAAGAAUCUGUAAUCUCUCCUGAUCCAGAACAAAAGCAUUCCGUCAAGUUUCGAAAUGUCUUUCAUUUUUAUCUUGAUCAUACUUGCAUUGAUUUAUGCCAUCACCAAAAUGACUGAGAAGAAGAAGAACAGGAAUGCUGCUGGUCGGGAGAAAGAAGGAGGUGGUCGUCGACUUGGUGAUAGAUCAGGCAGUAAAUGUCAUCCUGCUCUUUGCAAUCCUGAUCGUUUCAAGACCACUCAAGAAGUAACAAAGGCCCUGCGCACUGCAGGCCUAGAGAGUAGUAACUUGCUUUUCGCUGUGGAUUUCACAAAGAGUAACCUACAGCAAGGAGAGAGGACGUUUGGCAACAGAUCCUUGCAUCACAUUGAUCCGAUCAUCAGCAAUCCAUAUCAGAAAGUCAUGUCAUUGUUGGGUCAAACAUUGGCACCGUUCGAUGAGGAUAACCUUAUCCCAGCAUAUGGAUUCGGUGACAUCACUACUAAAGACCGCGCCGUGUUCUCUUUCAAUCCCGGGGAGCAGCCAUGUCAUGGUACGCAGCAGGUUUUGGAGCGCUACUCCCAAAUCGUACCACAGACACAACUGAGUGGUCCAACCAGCUUUGCUCCAGCUAUCGACAAAGCGGUUGAGAUUGUGAAACACCACCGCUCCUAUCAUAUUCUCGUCAUCAUUGCUGAUGGGCAAGUGACUAGUGAGAAGGCAACACGUGAUGCUAUAGUCCGUGCUGCUAACUAUCCACUAAGUAUUGUUGUUGUCGGUGUGGGAGACGGUCCUUGGGACAUGAUGAAGGAGUUUGAUGAUUCCAUUCCGGCAAGAAAGUUUGACAACUUCCAGUUUGUGGACUUCCAUCGGUCCGUGAGUGGUUCAGAUUUUCCCGACGCAUCCUUUUCGCUUCAUGCUCUGAUGGAGAUUCCAGACCAGUUCACUGCCAUCCGCCAACUCGGUUUACUGGAUUUCUAAACCAGCAGACCUGUGUACUGGUUGGACUAGCAUUGGUUUGGAGAUUUCAACCUCAGUUGCUCCUGGACUGUUGCUGACUUACUACAAGUACAGUGUAGUAAGUAGUAUUAAUACGUGUACCGUUUGUCAUGGUGAUGCCCGCUGGCUCGGAGUUCUGCUUUUCACAAUCAUGUAUAGGUGUAGUCACUGAGAGCAGGACCUCAGGUAAUGGCAGCUAUGCUGUCAUAUAUAUCUCGGAGCUGGACAGUAAUUGACGUGUGUUUGCUAUACUGCGUUGUUGAUGCUACAACUACACACACACACACACACACCGGUUAGCUUUGAACAGAUUUCUGACAUAGUUCGCUCUAUCGAUGCAAACGGCUCUACUUCAGGUACUUUCUAAAUUACUUUCGUCAGGGUAACAAUGUUUGUUUUGCUGCCAUUCAGUGCUACGAUUUUAAUUACAAUUGUAGUUUUCAAUGUUUCAUACAUCAUCCGUGAUGUCAUCUUCAUUCUCGGUGCAGUGUACAGUCGUUACCUGCUCUGCAGCUUAUUGCUUAAAAGUCAAAACCAUCCAUAUCAAUACUGUGACUCACACAUUCAUGCUGAUCUGCUAUGUAUAGGCUAGGGCUUGCUGCUUUACAAUACUUGUGUAACACAUAGAGUGCAAGUUCUGUAAUUGUCACUUCCAACUUUUAGUGAACGAUAUGCGCUUGUGCCGAUGUUCGUUGACGGCGUCUUCCCUAGCCACGGUCAA
This is a messenger RNA of Sycon ciliatum, 1939 nucleotides long. RefSeq lists its product as uncharacterized. The record is from RefSeq and is a predicted model, not a curated record. Gene Ontology annotation, biological process: protein ubiquitination. NCBI's taxonomy places the organism in Eukaryota, Metazoa, Porifera, Calcarea, Leucosolenida, Sycettidae. The coding region runs from base 298 to 1200 and encodes 300 amino acids. Gene Ontology annotation, molecular function: ubiquitin-protein transferase activity. The transcript has a single exon. Gene Ontology annotation, cellular component: nucleus.